Molecule: messenger RNA, 1608 nt
Organism: Syzygium oleosum
Lineage: Eukaryota; Viridiplantae; Streptophyta; Magnoliopsida; Myrtales; Myrtaceae
Product: S-type anion channel SLAH1-like
Exons: 2
Coding region: 392-1471 (359 amino acids)
Biological process (GO): intracellular monoatomic ion homeostasis; transmembrane transport
Cellular component (GO): membrane
Molecular function (GO): voltage-gated monoatomic anion channel activity
Source: RefSeq, a predicted model, not a curated record
AACAGCCAAGUCAUGGUUCGUCAACAAAAGAAAAAAUUUGAGUCCAAAAUGGCUCCCAAAUACGUAUAAAUCAGCCGCCUCUCUAAAUGCCCCGUUCACAAUGGAACAUUCACUUCGACUUUAUACCGAUAUCAGCAUCUUUUGUCUUCAUUAACUUUUCGAAGCACGAUAUGUGCCUAAUCUUUUCUCUUCUCAAGUCGAUAUAUUGCCCCCUAUAUAAGCAUGGAAGGGCGAGCACGGCACAUGUCAAUAAACAGCGGCGUGUGUGACUUGGCUGAUCAGCUGAAUAUCAUCGUUUAUUGUUUGGCUUUCAAAUCGAAUUCCAUUGUCUGUAGUUGCUCAUUCCCACAUCAUCGAGCUCGCGCUCGAGGUGUCCGUCAUCACGAAUCAAAUGUCGCCUAGACGGCAUUGUUUGUUCCCCUUAGAGAUGAUCGAGCGCUCUCUAAAGCCAUUCCUUUCCAAAAUCCAUGCGGGUUACUUCAGGAUAAGUCUGUCUUUGUGUAGCCAGGCCUUGCUUUGGAGGUCCUUGGGCGAGCCGAUAGCCGACACCCACAGCACCAUCCGCCGCAUCUUCCAUGUAGUACCCUCCACCGCCUUCACGCUGCUCUGGUCGUUGGCCUUGCUCACGUUGGCGCUACUAUCCUUUGCAUACGUCCUAAGGUGCCUAUUUCACUUCGAGAUGGUGAAGUCCGAGUUCUUGCACCACGUAGGCGUGAACUACUUGUUCACGCCAUGGAUUUCAUGGCUCCUCCUCCUCCAAUCAUGCCCCUUCAUUGCCCAGAAAACCUCGCCGUACCAUGCCCUUUGGUGGAUCUUUGUAGUACCGGUGGUGGCGCUCGACAUUAAGAUAUACGGGCAAUGGUUCACGGAGGGUAAGAGGUUCCUAUCGACGGUGGCGAACCCGACAUGUCAACUGUCGGUGAUCGGGAACUUGGUAGGGGCAAGGGCGGCAGCCCAAAUGGGGUGGAGGGAGAGCGCGAUAUUCAUGUUCUCGUUAGGGAUGACACAUUAUCUCGUAAUAUUCGUCACGCUCUAUCAAAGGCUCGCGGGGAACAAGGGCCUGCCGGUGAAACUACGGCCGGUUUUCUUCUUGUUUGUCGCGACCCCGAGCAUGGCGAGCGUCGCUUGGGAUUCCAUCUCCGGAAGCUUCGACGAUUCAGCCAAGAUGCUCUUCUUUCUGUCACUCUUCCUCUUCAUGUCCCUGGUGACGAGGCCGACCCUGUUCAAGAAGUCGAUGAGGAAGUACAAUGUGGCAUGGUGGGCGUACUCGUUCCCACUGACGGCACUAGCCUUGGCGUCGGUGGAGUACGCGCGGGAGGUGAAGGGCGGGUUCGCCCACGCGCUUACGCUCAUCCUGUCCUUGCUCUCCGUCAUUGUCCCUCUCUCGCUCAUGGUCGUCACCGCCGCCAACACCAAGGCGCACUUACCAGCCGAUCCGCCAAACGACGACGUCUCGAGCCCAACGCCUUGACCCCUUUUUUUUUUUUUCUAGACAACGCAGUACGACUUGGAAUAUUGAUUGACCAUUAAUAUUAUUUUGACAAUAUGUAAGGCUUUGCCGGAACAUUCUAUGGCGGGCCCUGUGUAUAUAAGCUAAAUGAAACGUGA